This is a messenger RNA of Rhopalosiphum maidis (corn leaf aphid), 1437 nucleotides long. RefSeq names its product transcription initiation factor IIA subunit 1 (gene TfIIA-L). Gene Ontology annotation, biological process: transcription initiation at RNA polymerase II promoter; transcription by RNA polymerase II. Gene Ontology annotation, cellular component: transcription factor TFIIA complex. The coding region runs from base 1 to 1170 and encodes 389 amino acids. The record is from RefSeq and is a predicted model, not a curated record. NCBI's taxonomy places the organism in Eukaryota, Metazoa, Arthropoda, Insecta, Hemiptera, Aphididae. The transcript is spliced from 7 exons.
AUGUCGUUAUCCCAAUCGUCCGUGAUGAAAUUAUAUCAAUCUGUUAUUGAAGAUACAAUAAAUAGCUCCCGGGAAUUUUUCGCUGAAGAAGGUAUUGAUGAUCAAAUUUUAAUGGAGUUACGACAAUCGUGGGAAUCUAAAGUAAUGGCUAGUAAAGCAGUUGAUGCACCACCUCCUCAAGAAAUUACUCAACUUCCUAAAACUGUUACUUCAACUGUUGUCAAACAAACUAAAAGCCAAUAUGCUCCUACAAUAGUCAAUAAUUCUGUUCAUCAAUUAAAAAUGGUUCAACAACAAAAAAUACAACAACAACAUCAGCAACCACUUCAGCCACAGCAGCAACAACUACCGCAGCAGCAACAAUUACCACAGCAGCAACAACUACCACAGAAGCAGCAGCAGCAACAGCUACAGCAGAAGCAGCCACAACAACAACAGAACACUAUAGUUUUACCUGCAGAUUAUGCAAACAAAUAUGUACCAAUUCAAAUAACAUUACCAGCUCAGACUGGUUCCCAAGAAACAGGUUCUAGAAUUCUUUCUAUUCAAGUUCCAAGUUCUGCCAUACAAGGAAACAUGCUACAGAGUAUUCUUAGUGGUCCAGUAAUAACUAAUAGUAUGGCAAUGGCUACUCCGCUAGCUACAUCAUUUUUACAACAGCAUGUCAAUAGUGUACUUGCUGCUCAAUCAAUUUCAAGUGUUCAAAAUGUAGUUCAACCAGAAUUUAUAUCAGAUGUGCGAAAUACACAGCAACAGCAACAGCAGCAACUUCAACAAAAUAAUCAAGCAUUUAUUAGUGGAAAUGUGACUGGCGGUGUUAAAAGAACCAUUGCUCAGAUAGAUGGAGCUAACGAUUCUUCAACAUCAGAUGAUGAUGAUGAUGACGAUGAUGAUUUAGAUGAUGAUAUUGGUGAUAAUGAUGAUGAUGAUGAUGAAGAUGAUGACAAAGAUCAGAAUAGUGCUUCUGAUGCUGAGCCAUUAAAUUCUGGUGAUGAUGUAAGUGAUAUUGACAAUGGUGAAUUAUUUGAAACUGAAAAUGUUAUUGUUUGCCAAUAUGAUAAGAUUACUCGUAGCAGAAAUAAAUGGAAACUUUAUUUUAAAGAUGGUAUAAUGAGUUUAAAUGGUUAUGAUUAUGUCUUCCAAAAAGCAACUGGUGAUGCUGAGUGGUAAGAGGUGAUAUAUUUUGUGUUAUAGUUACAAUAAAUGUUAAGUACUCUGUAUGAAUCAAUUGUAUGUAUUAAAUAAAUUGUUCUCAAGUUUUCUUUAAUGUAUAAAAUUACUUUAGAUUUUUAAGUAAAUUCCCAAAUAAUUAAAUUUGAUUUAUGUACAUACAAUUAUGUCAUAUUCUUUAUAAAAAUGUGGAGGUAUUAUAUUUUAACAAUCAAUAAAGUUUCCUAUCAAUUUAGUUUGAAUAACAAUAAUACAAAAUAUAAUAUA